Molecule: messenger RNA, 1266 nt
Organism: Polypterus senegalus (gray bichir)
Lineage: Eukaryota; Metazoa; Chordata; Cladistia; Polypteriformes; Polypteridae
Exons: 4
Coding region: 146-754 (202 amino acids)
Cellular component (GO): cytosol
Molecular function (GO): N-methyltransferase activity
Source: RefSeq, a predicted model, not a curated record
GAUCUAUUAAAUCAUAUGCCUUGCCUCUUCCGUUUAUGUUAAACUGCAGUACUUUAAAAGUUAUAUUUCUGCUUCCUCACUGAGCACUUGGCAGCAGAGACCGCUUAUUAUCAGCAAGAACUAAAAAGAAGAAAAACAGGAAAAAAUGCAGCAACGCUUUACAGAGGGAGAAUUCUACCAAGAAAACUUUGAGGCCGCUGCUUACCUCACAACGUACUAUUCAUCAGAGACUGGGAAUGCAUUUGAAGGCAGUGUGUUGCAGUUUACUUUAAGUACGAUUUGUCAGGCCUUUGCCUCAGGUAACAUCAAAGGUAAAUUGCUUAUUGAGAUUGGAAGUGGUCCUACUUUACACAAUGCUCUUAUUGCUUCUGAAUAUUUUCAGGAAAUUAUAAUGUCUGACUAUGCAGAGUGUAAUAGAAAAGAAAUUGAAAAGUGGCUCAGGAGAGAAAGUGGAGCUCACGACUGGAGUCGUUUCUCAAAGUUUAUCUGUGACAUUGAAGGCAAAAGAAGUACCAUAGAAGAAAGAGAAGAGAAGACACGCAGUGUGAUCAAGCAAGUUCUAAAAUGUGAUGUCACUCAAAACAACCCGUUUUACCCCAUCAUUUUGGAGCCUGCAGACUGUCUGCUGACAUCUCUGUGCCUGGAAGCUGCUUGUAAAGAUCAGGAGACAUAUCAGAAUGCACUUGGGAAUAUUGUGACGCUUCUGAAACCAGGAGCCCAGAGAAGACAGCUAACCCCACCCUUUCCAGUUUAGGAGAUAUAGAAAGGGGGAGCUCCUGAAAGGUGGCGUUUCACUUGGAAGACGACCCACCUAUAGGAAGGAAGUCCAAUGACAAACAAGCCUGACAAACCUAAUUAAGAAACAUUAUAAAAGUUGAAGAUUUUUUUGAUUUCUGUUCUAUUUUUACACCAUUACACACCUGUUAUUUUGUUUGUGUAUAAAAGAAGUAAAUGGGGUAGCCUGGUUGACACCCUAACAUUUCGCCCAAGAUCUUGUGGUUACUGGUGGUUUCUAUUUGCGUCAGGCUGCUCGGUCAACUGUCUUUCCUAUAGAAAAAAAUUUCAUGAGGGCAGAAGAAAGAUUCAGCUAAAAAAAGGCCGAAUUUCAGAGUUACUCCCCUACAGAGGUUAGGCUGGUCACUGAUUACUGUGUAGAGACUAGUAACUUCUUUUUAUUUAUUUUUUUUAUUUUAGCUAAUUUUAUUUCAAGAAAGUAACAGUAUACACACCAAAUAACUUAUAAAACCUAAUUAAACAAAAGAAGAA